This is a messenger RNA of Peronospora belbahrii, 660 nucleotides long. The record is from the annotation of a GenBank genome assembly. Lineage: Eukaryota; Oomycota; Peronosporomycetes; Peronosporales; Peronosporaceae.
AUGACAGUAGUAGAAGAUGCAAAGGACAAUUUUCAGGGUCUUGUGGGCUACUCCGAGCUUCAUGACGCUUUAAUCGUUGCGUUUCGAGGCAGUAUGGAUGUUACAAAUUGGCUGGAUAACCUCACGUUUCUCAAAGCACGAGCUUACCCAAAGUUUCCCAGUGUCAUGGUGCAUGAAGGUUUCUAUUGGGCAUAUCGGUCCGUAGCUCCACAGGUGGUGUCUACACUGCACAAGCUACGGAAAAAGUAUCCAAAUGCAUCAGUGAUGGUCACAGGUCAUUCGCUUGGUGGAGCUGUUGCGUCAAUAUGUGCUUUUGAGCUCGAGCACAUUGAGAAAAUGCCUGUAAAAGUGCUUUACACUUUUGGCAGUCCACGCGUGGGCAACACCAAUUUCAGUGCAAGAUUACGAAACGCCAGCAUGAAAGUGUACCGCGUAACACACUUUAACGAUGUUGUACCGCACCUUCCGCCAACGUGGACUGGAUUUGAGCACACGUCAGAAGAGAUCUUUUACGACCAGUUUUCGACAACCUAUCGCAAGUGCAGUGAAACGAAUGGUGAAGACCCUACUUGCUCCAAUACCUGUUCGCCUUUCAGCUGUACAAGUAUUGUUGAUCACCUCACGUACUUGAAUAUUACAAUGAGCCAUCUCGUUUGCUAA